This is a messenger RNA of Cyphellophora europaea CBS 101466, 780 nucleotides long. RefSeq lists its product as uncharacterized. The record is from RefSeq and is a predicted model, not a curated record. The coding region runs from base 1 to 780 and encodes 259 amino acids. NCBI's taxonomy places the organism in Eukaryota, Fungi, Ascomycota, Eurotiomycetes, Chaetothyriales, Cyphellophoraceae. The transcript has a single exon. Gene Ontology annotation, cellular component: Sec62/Sec63 complex. Gene Ontology annotation, biological process: post-translational protein targeting to membrane, translocation.
AUGGUCUCAUUCUCUCUACCGGGGAUCCCGUCCCUGGUCUCCCUCCUCAUCCCAAUAACCUACCUAUCCAUCCUGAUCGGCUCCAUGGCCACCUUCUCCUAUCUCUACCGACGCCGGCAAGCCUUGAAGAAAAUGCGCCUGGCCCCCUACUUUCCCGCGCAUACCACCCGCAACGUCUACCUCUCUCUCCUGCACCUCCCCGAAACGACAGAGAAGUCCAAGGUCCCCGACUCCGUCCUCCGCGCCGCCCUGUUGUCGCGCGCCUGCACGGACGUACAGCGCAUUCUAACAAUCCGAAGCCGCAAGCCGGCGCUCAACACCCUUCUGCAGCGCGGCGUGGUGGGAGACGAGAUCUGGCAGCGCUUGCUGCGUGCGGAGCAGGAACUCGAGGCGGAGCUGAAAGAUGUGGUAGCCGAAGCCAAUGCGCUGGCCGCCGGGUGGGGACAGACGAUCUUCCAGUCGGCCAGCGAGAUGGUGCAGAAUCAGAUGUUGAAGGAGAAGCUGGCGGGUCAUCGCGCUGGAAUCGAUGACGAGAAGAAGUCGUGGACGGAGAAGAAAGAAGGUUUCAGGAAGGAGUUGAUGGGCGAGGAGGUGGCCAAGACAGAUGUCGAAGUGCCGGUGGCUGCUGAGGAGGCUCGUGCAACGACAGAAGCGUCGGAGAAGCGGGUGCCUAAGAUGGGGAGCAGCGAUGAGGACGGCGUGCUUGUUGAGACACCGGAAACUGCGACAAAUGACAUGGGUGGUGGUGGAGGGAAGAAGAAGAAAAAGGGCAGAAAAUGA